This is a messenger RNA of Miscanthus lutarioriparius, 963 nucleotides long. Lineage: Eukaryota; Viridiplantae; Streptophyta; Magnoliopsida; Poales; Poaceae. The record is from the annotation of a GenBank genome assembly.
AUGCGGAUUCGUAGUACAAUAUCUCGCCUCCUUGGGUCCGCCUACUCUACACUCGUAGCUCCACCUCCUGUGCUCCUAGCGCCACCACCGAACCUAGAACCGUGUCCGGCGCCGCUCAUAUCUCAGGAUCUUGGUGGCUUCUCGAACCCUGCUACUACCCUCGAGGGUCCCUGCAAUCUUAGUCGCUCACCAUGGGACCUCUUGGAUGAUCUCUCCCUCUCCAAUCCUCAGGAGGUGGAUGACCUCCUUGACAGCUAUUGUGUCAAUAUGGACUCCUAUGCAAGCCACCUCUCCUCAACUAGCAUGGCGGUCACCUCCAUGAAGAAUAAGGAGAUGACGGCCAUGGCCAUAGCUAGUAGUGACAAAGCGCAACUACAGACAUCGAAGAAGACAACAUUGAAGAGGGCUACAAUGAAGAAAGAACAGGGUGAGGAAGGGCCAUCACAGACCUGGAAGUGCAAGAAGAAUGAUGGCAGGGGUUGGAAGUGCCCUCGCAAUGUAAGCCGCCCCAACUCCCUCUGUGAGUACCACUUGAUGAAGAAGUGUUCCUAUUUAAACCCAAAGUUUUCUUCGCCAAUGGUGGAAGAUAAGGUGAUGGUGGCAGCACCAAUAGCAACCUCCAAGCCCUCUAGCAGCUCCAAUGGACAAAAGAAGAAGCCUGCCAACAACUAUGAUGCAACUGAGGGCUUCUACUACUACAAUGGGUUUGGCCCGUCUCACGGCAAGAGGCAUUGCAGGAACCAUCCAAACAAAGAAGAAAAGGUGGAAGUGGAACCAUCCAAAUAUGCUUCUCCUCUGAAUCAUGCCAAAGUUGAGACUGAGGAUGGUACCAAUAAUGGGGCUACAAUUGAUGGUGAUGAUGUGUGCAGCAACAAUAAUAACUCUGGCCGUGACAACGUCAACAUGGUGAGGAACAAAAACCCAAGGAAGCCAGUGAGGGUGUGGUCACUCAUGUCGCUGUAA